Molecule: messenger RNA, 934 nt
Organism: Striga hermonthica
Lineage: Eukaryota; Viridiplantae; Streptophyta; Magnoliopsida; Lamiales; Orobanchaceae
Source: the annotation of a GenBank genome assembly
AAGAAGGACGGUUCUAUGCGCAUGUGUAUCGAUUACCGAGAUCUCAACCGAUUAACCAUCAAGAAUAAAUAUCUGCUUACCAGAAUCGACGACUUGUUCGACCAGCGGAGGGGAGCCUGUGUGUUCUCCAAGAUUGAUUUACGAUCAGGUUACCAUCAGCUGAAGAUCAAGGAGUGUGAUAUUGCAAAGACCGCUUUUCGUACUCGGUACGGUCAUUAUGAGUUUGUAGUCAUGCCAUUUGGCCUCAACAAUGCUCCAGCAAUAUUUAUAAACCUGAUGAACCGUAUCUUCCAUCCUUAUCUUGAUGAGUUUGUUAUUGUUUUCAUUGAUGACAUCCUAAUCUACUCCAUGAGCCAGAAGGAGCACGAGGAGCAUCUGAGGGUUGUUCUUGAAACCCUUAGACGUGAAAAGUUAUAUGCCAAAUUCUCCAAAUGCAAAUUCUGGCUCCAGCGAGUAGCCUUUCUUGGCCAUGUUAUCACUCAGGCAGGUAUCGAGGUUGAUCCAUCCAAAGUUGCCACUGUUCAGAAUUGGUCAACACCGAAGAAUCCAUCCGAGGUUCACAGUUUUCUCAGUUUGGCUGGUUAUUAUCGCAGGUUUAUCGAGGGUUUUUCCAAGAUUGCCCUUCCUUUAUCCCAGCUGACGAGGAAAUCUGUGAAGUUUGAGUGGACUAAUCAAUGUGAAUCUAGCAUUCAGGAGCUCAAGAAGAGACUUACCACAGCAUCGUUGUUGACUAUUCCAAAUCCUUCUCGGAGUUUCACCAUUUUUAGUGAUGCUUCAAGACAGGUUUUGGGAUGCGUACUCAUACAGGGUAGCCAGGUCGUUGCUUAUGCUUCACGCCAAUUAAAGCCACAUGAACAUAACUAUUCGACGCACGAUUUGGAGCAAGCGGUAGUUGUUAAUGCCCUCAAGAUUUGGCGACAUUAUUUAUACGGCA